This is a messenger RNA of Acanthosepion pharaonis, 885 nucleotides long. Lineage: Eukaryota; Metazoa; Mollusca; Cephalopoda; Sepiida; Sepiidae. The record is from the annotation of a GenBank genome assembly.
AUGAACCCCAUUUCAAUCUUUCCAUAUCUAUCUAUCUAUCUAUCUAUCUAUCUAUCUAAUUCUUUUCAUCAUCUGUCUCUAUGUCAAUCUAAUUCUGUUCAUUAUCUGCCUGUCUAUCUAAUUCUAUUCAUUAUCUAUCUAUCUAUCUAUCUAUCUAUCUAUCUAUCUAUCUAUCUAUCUAUCUAUCUAUCUAUCCCAGUCUGUCCAUAUCUAUCUAUCUAUCUAUCUAUCUAUCUAUCUAUCUAUCUAUCUAUCUAUCCCAGUCUGUCUAUAUCUCUAUCUAUCUAUCUAUCUAUCUAUCUAUCUAUCUAUCUAUCCCAGUCUGUCCAUCUAUCUAUCUAUCUAUCUAUCUAUCUAUCUAUCUAUCUAUCUAUCUAUCUAUCCCAGUCUGUCCAUAUCUAUCUAUCUAUCUAUCUAUCCCAGUCUGUCCAUAUCUAUCUAUCUAUCUAUCUAUCUAUCUAUCUAUCUAUCUAUCUAUCUAUCUAUCUAUCUAAUUCUGUUCAUCAUCUGUCUCUCUGUCAAUCUAAUUCUGUUCAUUAUUUGCCUGUGUAUCUAAUUCUGUUCAUUAUCUAUCUAUCUAUCUAUCUAUCUAUCUAUCUAUCUAUCUAUCUAUCUAUCUAUCUAUUUCUACUUACCCGUUUACAUUUUUAUUUCAAACUUGUUUCCAACAUCCUAACCCGCGGGAAUUUCUGUCCAGCUCAUUCCCACCCUCACUCCAAGAAUUUCUCCCUUUUUUUUUUCUUGACGCACCCACACCUCCACCCGAUUUCUUUUUUUAAUUUUUUUUUUAUUACAGAACUUCUUCAAAAUGUGGUACGUUUUUCUUUCUCAUCAAAUCUCGGACAGCGUCCGUUUAUAUUGGCUUUUAUCCCUUCGGCGCUUUGA